AUGGACGUUGCCUUAAGCACCAUCGUGGGUGCCAUCGCCCUUUUCAUCCCUGCACUGCUGACACUAGUGCCACUGCUUACAUUAGUGCAAAAAACACAGCAGCACACUGGCCAUAACCCUCCUCCGCCGGAGCCCAGAGCCAUUCCCCUCGUCGGCCACCUCCACCUCCUGAUAAAGAAGCCACUCCACCGCACCCUCGCCCACCUCGCUGACCGCCAUGGAGACGUCCUGGGCCUGCGAUUCGGCUGCACCCGAGUCGCUGUUGUGUCCUCUGCCUCAGUCGCCCAGGAGUGCCUUGUCACACUAGACACCUCGUUCGGUAACCGUCCACGACUGCCGUCCGCGAAGAUCCUCUCCUAUGACUGGUCGACCAUGGGCCAUUCCAACUGCGGGGCAUACUGGCGCCAAGUCCGGCGCACCACCAGCACGGAGUUCUCCUCCGUGGAACGAGUGCAGCACUUCGCUGAUGUCCACGAGCAGGAGGCGCGGGCCAUGGCACGCCGCCUUUGUCAUGUGGCAAUUGCUUCUGGAGGCCGCGCUCUUGUAGACGUCAAGUCGCGGCUAUUGGAGAUGCUAAUGAACGGCUUACUGGACAUGCUCUUCAAGAGGACAUCCUCUCGGAGUGACGAACAGGACGAGACCGUGGAAGUUACCGAGGAGGCCCGAUGCUUCAUGGGCAUGGCGGAGGAGACGAUGGAGCUCACGUUGACGGUGUGGGACUUCCUGCCGGCACUGGCACGGUGGCUGGACGUUGACGCGGUGGGCCGCCGGUUGCAGCGAUUGCAAGCAAACAGGACAGAGUUUUUGCAGAGGUUGAUCGAGGAGCACAAGGAGAAGGAGAAGUGCGGUCAAGUGACACGCAGGACGUUGGUCCGGGUGCUGCUGGAGCUGCAGAAGAAGGACCCUGAGGCCUGCACGGAUCAGCUCAUCCGCUCCUUGUGUGUUAGUGCACUCGAAGCUGGGACACUUAGUACAGGCUAUAUAGUUGAGUGGGUGAUGUCUCUCUUGCUAAACUACCCUCACGUCAUGAAGAAAGCUCGCGAUGAAAUCGAUGCAUGCGUUGGGGAACAACCUAAACGCCUACUGGAGGCGACUGAUCUCCCGAAGUUGCCCUACCUUCGAUGCAUCAUCAUGGAGACGCUUCGCCUGUACCCAGUGGUACCACUUCUAGUUCCUCGUGAAUGCUCUACCGACUGCACGGUCAGCGGGUUCCAAAUUCCCAAAGGAACGAUGCUUCUUGUCAAUACAUUUGCUAUCCAUAGGGAUCCUGGGACAUGGGAGGACCCAGAAACCUUCCUUCCGGAAAGGUUUGAGGAUGGCAGGAACCAAGCACUAGCAGCUGGUAAUAUGGUGGACCUGUCAUUUGGCAUGGGGAGACGACGGUGCCCAGCAGAGAACCUGGGGAUGCAGUUGGCAGGCAUUGCUUUGGGAACUAUGAUCCAGUGCUUCAACUGGGAACGAGUGGGCACGGAGCUAGUGGACAUGGCUGAGGGCUCUGGCCUAACCAUGGCAAAGAAGAUUCCAUUGGAGGCCUUCUGUCAACCUCGUGCUUCUAUGGUCAAUCUUCUUUCACAAAUCUAG
Molecule: messenger RNA, 1581 nt
Organism: Miscanthus lutarioriparius
Lineage: Eukaryota; Viridiplantae; Streptophyta; Magnoliopsida; Poales; Poaceae
Source: the annotation of a GenBank genome assembly